Messenger RNA from Lontra canadensis (Northern American river otter), 5161 nucleotides. It is a transcript of the gene GPR22, whose product is annotated as G protein-coupled receptor 22. The transcript is spliced from 2 exons. Lineage: Eukaryota; Metazoa; Chordata; Mammalia; Carnivora; Mustelidae. The coding region runs from base 3129 to 4430 and encodes 433 amino acids. The record is from RefSeq and is a predicted model, not a curated record. Gene Ontology annotation, biological process: G protein-coupled receptor signaling pathway. Gene Ontology annotation, cellular component: membrane. Gene Ontology annotation, molecular function: peptide binding; G protein-coupled receptor activity.
GCAGUGGGGAGAAGCGACAAGGUAGGCUGUCAUUCUGCAAAAGCUGCCCAGAACAGGCUUUCCUCUGAAAAGCAGUGCCAUUCCUUUUUAGAAACUGAAUCUAAAUGUUGUCUCUGGAGACAAGAAGCCUUCAGUAUGUUCAAUUACUUCAUUACGUUUUUCAGACGCUUAUUGAUUCCACAGUAGGAAGAGUGAGAGACUGCAGCAGCCUCUCGGCAGCACCACACGUCCCAUACGUUAGCAGGACCGCUGAGACAAUGGCACAGGACAGACACAUGUUUUCAUUAAGGUCUUUUCUGAAGAGAUGUUUAUGACCCUCUUCCCCCAGUCCUCUGCUAACAAGUGAACAAAAAUGCAUCAGUCAAAACUGGAAAACGCUUCAACUACAUCAGGAAUGUAUCAAAUCCUUAGCGGAGGGCCCACAGCAGCUAAUUCAGUAUUUGCAACUGACAAUAUGAAGAAUGCGUCUGAUCAAACACCUCUCUAGCUGCCUGAACCAAAAACUGCAGGAUAUUCUUCUGACACAUGAAUUUAAGACGUUAAGGAGUUAAAACCAGAAAAUACACGUCCACAUUACUGCUGGGAUAUAACACAUGGACAGCAAUCAUCCUAAGAAGAUGCUAUAUAAAAUAGACACAAAAAGAAAAACAAUUUAACUGCGAAAGCCUGAGAACAAAAUGGUGAGCAUUUUUAAAAGGGGAGUUUAUACUUUAACAUACCGGGAUUGUGGAGCUGUUUCCUGAAGAAACAAUGAGGCACAGAAUGCCAAAAAGAGAAUGCCAUAUAUUAGCAGCAAGCUAAAUAAAGCUUUAUCAUGUAUUUUCUGCACUAAAUAUUCAGAUAUUCAUAGCACUUGAUAUUACUAAAGGAUUUUUUCAUCUAAGUUUUAGGACUAUGUAUCCUCUUCUAAUGAAAACAAAUCAAAUUAAAUAGCAGAUGGUUUUUAUCAAAAGAACAUGGACUGGAUUUAUAAUACAAAGCAAGUUAUGUGAUCAAGAAAUCAUUUCAAACUAAUGAGGACUGCUGUAGAAACAGAUUUACAUUUGUAACAGAAGGAUGUCGAAAUACAUUUUAGAAGCUAGAAACCGUAUGUCUCCUUUUUUGUUUUCACAUGUUCUGGAAAAUAAAGAGACACUAUCAUAUAUUCCCUCAAAGGGAAACACAAUUCCUAUCAUUUGAGGAAGUUUCUCUUGGUCGUGACUUUUUAAGGCAAAACAAACACAAAUAUUUUGUACUGGUCUUUAGAAAUCCAUCAGCCAACUAAAUCUCACAAUUCAUGCAGUUUGAAGUAUUGGAGAGAAAAUGAAAGAAUUUCUACAAGACAUGAAAUAAAACACAGCUACUUCACUGUUGUCAGGUAAAAAUUCAUGUCAAAAUCUGUCAAUGACAUCAUGAAUCAAUUUGUGAAAAUCUGCUAUAGUGAGCCAAAAGGCCAAUAAGGCAACAGCAAACAGGUAGGUCAGAAGAUGCAUGCACCGCACCACACUGUUUAACAUUUACAAAAGAAAACAAUCUUGCUCUAGAGGAGACGCGUUUUACUUAGUUACCCUCUAACUUGGCAUUUCUGCUUUAUCUAAUUAUAAAUCUAACUGAUGACAAAGACCUGAUGUUUAAUCUGUCAGUUCUGAAAAUCUGGCACACUUAAAAUUUUCCAUUUUCAUAUGAUUUCACUGUUAGCUAAGACUUUCACUUGAGUAUAUGCCUUUAGUGAUACUUUAUACCAAGCUCAAAGGAAUUAAUAAUGUUGUCAUCUGUGUUUCUGAAAUAUCGCCCCUAAAAUAAUAUGCAUAAAUAAAAUUGUAUUCAAAAAGCUGUCGAAGGUUACACCAAGUGAAAGGUUAACAUGAAUCUUGGAAAUUAUUAGUCUUUAUAAUUUAUGUUUGAUUAUGAUUUUGCAGUCAAAACGCUGUACUUGAAAUGUGAAAUAUAGUUGGUUGUAUGAUUUUAUGUUAACUGAAUAUACUCAUUACUGACAUGUUAGCCCAGAAAGUCAGACAUUAUUUUUAUAAAUUAUUCUAACCCUCUAUAUAUUAAAAUAUAGAUUUAUAUGAAUUGGCAAAAGAGCUUAUUUUUUAAUCGUUUUUAAUUGUUGUUUUCCUCAAAAUUAUUCACACCGGGUGAUUUAUUUACCAAAGGUUUCACAUGGAAUGUAUAACUUUAAAAGAUUCCUCAGAAAAUGGGCUUCAGAUACUCCUUUUCCAAAAUUUCAUGUUUUACUUUAAAAAUCCUGUUUAAACAUAUAAAAUCAAAUGAUAUAGCCUCUUAAACCACUCCAAAAAUGAUUAUUACUUAACAUGAUAUUAAAUUUCAAUUUCCUUCUUCCACAAUAAAUGAGAGGGUGUGGUCACAAAAUAAAUCAUUCAUUGGAGUGAUUAGUACUCUUUUACCAAGUUUUGUGGUGUUCUACUUUAACAUAAUGUCCUUUCUCAUCCAAUUUUUAUUACAUAAGUUUGUCCAUUAUGAAGUUUGACGAGCAUUUGCACUACAAAAUAUGUAAUAUUUAUCAUUUGCCUACUUUCUAGGGGAGAGAGCUCCAAAUAUCCCCAAGCACACUGUAGACUCCUGAAUAAGAGUUUCAACCAAGAACAUGGACAAAAUGGUUUUAAACAACUAGGGCUCUGUGCCAUUUAUCAUUUUAAAUGAACUCUUGUCCUGUUCAUUUGAAAUCUCAUGAGAAUAAUUAUACCUAUGCUAAUUAGGCUAGAACAUAUUAAAACAGCAUUUAUUACCCACCUACUCACAACACUUUAAAAUGAAAUAUUAAAACACCAGGCUAAAAUUAGUUUUGCAUACUGGGUAGUUUUAUUGUACAAAAAGAUACCGUAUCUCAAAAAGCCUGAAAAACCCAAAUGAGGAAAAUCUUUGGGGAUCUUGAGUUAUUCUGAACUAUAUAGGAGUCAAAGGGAGAAUCCAAUUCCCUGUUACAUCAAAACAAUGCAACCUUGCUGUCUCCUAAUUCUACCUUUGCCAUUAAUAGUUUAGAAACUUAAAAAUUAAGCCAAGUACACAAUAAAAAGACUAUUUUUUAAAAACAAGGAACACAUGUUUUAUACGUCAUUUAAAUUGCCAAAUAUCAAAGAGUUUAUUCUAUUUCACUUUCUAGGAAAAACACCAACUGCUCCAAAAGAAUGUGUUUUUCUCCCAUUCUGGAAACCAACAUGCAGUCUGAAUCUAACAUUACAGUGCGAGAUGACAUUGAUGACAUCAACACCAAUAUGUACCAACCACUAUCAUAUCCAUUAAGCUUUCAAGUGUCUCUCACCGGAUUUCUUAUGUUAGAAAUUGUGUUGGGACUUGGCAGCAACCUCACCGUAUUGGUACUUUACUGCAUGAAAUCCAACUUAAUCAACUCUGUCAGUAACAUUAUUACAAUGAAUCUUCAUGUACUUGAUGUAAUAAUUUGUGUGGGAUGUAUUCCUCUAACUAUAGUUAUCCUUCUGCUUUCACUGGAGAGUAACACUGCUCUCAUCUGCUGUUUCCAUGAGGCCUGUGUAUCUUUCGCAAGUGUCUCAACAGCAAUCAACGUUUUUGCUAUCACUUUGGACAGAUAUGACAUCUCUGUAAAACCUGCAAACCGAAUUCUGACAAUGGGCAGAGCUGUAAUGCUAAUGAUAUCCAUUUGGAUCUUUUCGUUUUUCUCUUUCCUGAUUCCCUUUAUUGAGGUAAAUUUUUUCAGUCUUCAAAGUGGAAAUACGUGGGAAAACAAGACACUUUUGUGUGUCAGUACAAAUGAAUACUACACCGAACUGGGAAUGUAUUACCACCUGCUAGUACAGAUCCCAAUAUUCUUUUUCACUGUCAUAGUAAUGUUAAUCACAUACACCAAAAUCCUUCAGGCUCUUAACAUUCGAAUCGGAACAAGAUUUUCAACAGGGCAGAAGAAGAAAACAAGAAAGAAAAAGACAAUUUCUCUAACCACACAGCAUGAGACUACAGACAUGUCACAAAGCAGUGGUGGGAGAAAUGUGGUCUUUGGUGUAAGAACUUCAGUCUCUGUAAUAAUCGCCCUCCGGCGAGCCGUGAAACGACACCGUGAGCGACGGGAAAGGCAAAAAAGAGUCUUCAGGAUGUCUUUAUUGAUUAUUUCUACAUUUCUUCUCUGCUGGACACCCAUUUCUGUUUUAAAUACCACCAUUUUAUGUUUAGGCCCAAGUGACCUUUUAGUAAAAUUAAGGUUGUGUUUUCUAGUCAUGGCUUAUGGAACAACUAUAUUUCACCCUUUAUUAUAUGCAUUUACUAGACAAAAAUUUCAGAAGGUCUUGAAAAGUAAAAUGAAAAAGCGAGUUGUUUCCAUAGUGGAAGCUGAUCCUCUGCCUAAUAAUGCUGUAAUACACAAUUCUUGGAUAGAUCCUAAAAGAAACAAAAAAAUUACCUUUGAAGACAGUGAAAUAAGAGAAAAAUGUUUAGUACCUCAGGUUGUCACAGACUAGGGAAAAAUCUAAGUUUCAUUAAGCCCACAUUUAAAUUGUAAAAAAAUGAAAUUACUGCCAAAUAUAAGAAAAAACAUUUUAAGUAUUGGUUAUGUUGUAAAUUUUCGAUGUAAAUGUCAAGAUUAGAUUAGGUCAUAUAUAUUCAAUUUCUUCAUUACAAUGUAUUUGUUGCAUGGCAGUCUGUUAAAGUAAUAUUGUGUAUAUUUUGUCAAUAUUAUGUCCAUCAGAAGAUAUUCAUGUAAGUCAUAUUUUCUAAAUAAUAAAUACAUAGCCUUAAAACAGUGUAUAACUUUAAAAUGUAACUGACACAGGUAUCCUUUUCUUUUUUUUAUGAGGUGUAUUUGUUUCUAUGCCACAAGCUAUAGAUAUAUUUAUAUAAAUGACAAGUGGAAUAGCACUUUAAUAUAAGAACAAAAAUUAUGGUCUCCAAUCAAAAUAAUUCAGAAUUUUCUGUCACUACAUUAUGUUUUCUGGUAUAGUCUAUUUGCUAUAUAUUUGAUGCAUCAAAAAUAAUGAACUAUGUGUGAAACUUUAUCCUUUUUUUUGAAUGCCGAAAAUUGUAGAAUUUAUCAGGAUUUUAAAAUUUAAGAACCAAGAAACAACCCUGUAUAUACACUCUAAGAUAGGGAAACUUUGAAAUUCAAGUUUAUUAUGAAAAAGAGAUUGAUUUUCUAAGAUCAAGGGCACUAUGCCUAUAAAUAUAUGAAUAAACCGACAAUAAAGGGAAGGAA